AUGCCUCGUAAAUACGUUAGGAAACAUGAAGAGCAUCGUUAUUCGAACGAUAACUUUGAAGCUGCUCUUCAAGAACUGUCUGCUGGAGCACAAAUUCGUGCUACAGCAAAUAGAUACAAUAUUCCUUAUUUAACAUUGCAAGAACAUAAUUCUGUACAAGUGUCUCGUAGAGGCGCCGGAAGAUCGACUCAUUUUACUGAGAUGGAAGAGUCUUAUUUAGUGAAAGCAGUAACUGUCUUACAGCAACUUCGAAAAUGUUUUCUAUUUAUAUUUUGUAUUAAAAGUAAAUUACUCAAUGAUGAUGACAACAAUAGUGAUAAAAAUAUUAAUAAAACAUUAGUUGAGACGGAUAAUAACCCCGUCCAUGAACGAGAAGUUCUAUUAAAUCAUCAUAUAGUUUCAAUAAAUUCAAAGACUCAACAGAGCAAUAUCAGCGUUACUAGUGGAACAUUGGAUCAGGAUGAUAGUCUAUCGGUUAACAUUUUACGAAAUAGUGUAUCAUCAUUAUCAACAAACCGCUCUCCCAUUGAACAACAAUCAACAAAUGAAAAAGAUGAUGUAUCGAUUGAUUUUGAACUCAUUCAAAUAAACGCAAGUAGAAAAACAAAAAAUGAUAGUAUUAACAACAACCUAACAUCUAAUGAUUUACCAUUAGCACAAUCAAUUCCAAAUUUAUAUCUGGAUCAUAUGAUAGCAAAUGAUUCUUUAGUGAAGACGGUAUAUUCAACAACGUCACAAAUAUCAGUGAUGAGUGAAAAAAGUUGUUAUUAA
Messenger RNA from Didymodactylos carnosus, 771 nucleotides. The record is from the annotation of a GenBank genome assembly. NCBI's taxonomy places the organism in Eukaryota, Metazoa, Rotifera, Eurotatoria, Philodinida, Philodinidae.